This is a messenger RNA of Lutra lutra (Eurasian river otter), 1544 nucleotides long. RefSeq names its product tripartite motif containing 58 (gene TRIM58). Lineage: Eukaryota; Metazoa; Chordata; Mammalia; Carnivora; Mustelidae. The transcript has 6 exons. Gene Ontology annotation, molecular function: protein binding; zinc ion binding. The record is from RefSeq and is a predicted model, not a curated record. Bases 1 to 1464 code for a protein of 487 amino acids.
AUGGCCUCGGGGGCACCUGGGGAGCGGCUGCGUGACGAGGCCCGCUGCCCUGUGUGCCUGGACUUUCUGCAGGACCCAGUCAGCGUGGCCUGCGGCCACAGCUUCUGCCACAGGUGCAUCUCCGAGUUCUGCGAGAAGUCCACUAGCACGCAGGGCGGACUGUACACCUGCCCUCAGUGCCGCGGCCCCUUUGGGCUGGACAGCUUGCGGCCCAACCGGCAGCUGGCCAGCCUGGUGGAUGGCGUGCGGCAGCUAGGACUGGGCGCGGGGCCCAUGGGUGUGCACCAGUGCGCGCGACAUGGCGAGGACUUGACCCUCUUCUGCGAGGAUGACCAGGAGGCCCUGUGCUGGGUCUGCGACACCACCCUGGAGCACAGGGACCACCGCACCAUGCCGCUGCAGGAGGCCACCAGGGGUUACCAGGCAAAGCUCCAGAUGGCCCUGGAGCUUGUAAGGAAGGAGAUGGAGGAGACCUUCACUCAGGAGGCCAACCUGGGGAAGAAAACUGUCAUUUGGAAGGAGAAAGUGGAAAUGCAGAGGCAGCGCUUCAGGCUGGAGUUUGAAAAGUACCGUGGAUUUCUGGCCCUGGAGGAGCAGCUGCAGCUGCGGCGGCUGGAGGAGGAGGAGCGAGCCACCCUGCAGAGACUCCGCGAGAACAAGAACCGGCUGGGGCAGCAGAGCAGGGCCCUGAGGGAGCUGGCCCAGGAGCUGGAGGAGAAGAGCCAGCGCCCAGCCCUGGAGCUGCUGGAGGGUGUGAGAGGAGUCUUGAGCAGAAGUAAGGAUGUCACACAGCCAGAACUGGAGCCUGUCCCCAUGGAGCUGAGGACAACGUGUCGCAUCCCUGGGAUGAGGGAAAUGUUGAGGAAGUUCCAAGUUGAUGUCAAGCUGGACCCCAUCACUGCGCACCCCAGCCUCCUCUUGACUGCCGAUCUGCGCAGCGUGCAAGAUGGAGAACUGUGGAAGGAGCUCCCCAACAACCCCGAGCGAUUUGACACAUGGCCCUGUAUCCUGGGUCUGCAGACCUUCUCCUCGGGGAGGCAUUACUGGGAAGUCGUGGUGGGAGACAGAGCAGAGUGGGGCUUGGGUGUCUGUCAGGAGACCAUGCCCAGGAAGGGGGAGACCACACCGUCUCCUGAAAAUGGGGUCUGGGCCAUGUGGCUGCUGAAAGGGAAUGAAUACAUGGUCCUUGCCUCUCCAUCGGUGCCUCUCCUCCAUCUGGACCGGCCUCGUUGCAUUGGGAUCUUUCUGGACUACGAAGCAGGGGAAAUCUCCUUUUACAAUGUAACAAACGGGUCUUACAUCUACACGUUCAAUCAGCUGUUCUCUGGUAUUCUCCGACCUUAUUUCUUCAUCUGUGACACGAUUCCUCUUACCUUGCCAUCUAUGACAGACAUGGAGUCAGGAGACUGGGUGUGCAGGGAUCAUCUUGAUUCUGCUUCUAGUGUAAGACACGAUUGCUCCUAAAAUUCACUUCCUGAGGAGUUUGUGCCCAGCAGAACUUCCUGGAGCAGAAUGAGGAUACAGACAUGCUAGGCCCCAGCAAA